Medicago truncatula (barrel medic) is the source of this 1627-nucleotide messenger RNA. RefSeq names its product protein IQ-DOMAIN 1. Bases 133 to 1326 code for a protein of 397 amino acids. The record is from RefSeq and is a predicted model, not a curated record. Gene Ontology annotation, molecular function: protein binding. NCBI's taxonomy places the organism in Eukaryota, Viridiplantae, Streptophyta, Magnoliopsida, Fabales, Fabaceae. The transcript is spliced from 6 exons.
ACUUUAUCCAAUUCUAGUAAUAUAACAACCACUAUAUCAUACAUGCAUUGACAUAUAUAUUAUAUAGUUGAGGACAAUGUCAUUGUGAAACUUGUGAAACUUUUUUGCUCUUUUGGAAUUGGUUAAGCUUUGAUGGGUUUCACUGUUGGGUUGGUAAGAAAUGUCUUCUCAAGAAAUCAUGUUGGUUCUCAUGAAAGAAAAAUAAUGAGACGAAAUUCUUCCGAAAAUAGAAGAUGGAUAUCAGUUAAAUCAUACUUGUGUGGCAAUGAAUUCAAUUCAGUCCUUGCAGAAGAAGAUUCAGCAUCAUUUAAGAGCACAGAAGUCACAGUUACACAGUCCAUACAAGAAGAUUUGUUGAGUGAUAAAGAAGAAACAAAGAGUGAAGAAACUGUUGAGAAUGUAAUAGACAAUAGAUCAAAUUGUAACUCCAAAUCAUUGAAUGAAGAAGAAGCAGCUAUUAUUAUUCAAUCAGCAUAUAGAAGUUUCAAGUUGAGGUGUAAAAAUGAAGACACCAUAAGCUCAGAAAAUGGUGAAGAGAAGCUCAAUUUAGCAGCAGAAAGUCCAGAUAGAAAAUCUAUGGCUACAUCAGUUGAAGUACAAACAGGGAAUUCCACUGAAGUUUUCUCAUUUAAAGGAGAAAAAGUGAGCAUUUACAACAGUUUUCAGCACAGGAAUAGAACUAGAGCAAUAAAGCAAAAGGAAGAUUGGGAUGACAGCACUUUGAGUAGCAAUGUUUCGAAAAUGAGGAUGCAAGACAGAAUGGAGGCAGCAACAAGGAGAGAAAGAGCACUGGCUUAUGCUUUCUCACAACAGCUACGAAUAUGUUCGAAGAGAAAAUUAGCAAAACAUAACAACAGGGAACAAAAUAUGAGUUGGAGUUGGCUUGAAAGAUGGAUGGCGACUCGGCUUCAAGACACUUCAUCAGUUGAAAGCCAUGCAAUGAAGCAGUAUGAAAAUUUCAACACUGAUCAUCACAAAUUUACUAUAAAGACAAGAUUUUUAGAUGCUUCUGGUGGUGAAGAAAAAGAGAGUUGUGGAUCAAAUGAAGUGCCACUUCAUUUUGAUAACUAUUCAGUAGUUUCACAAGAAGAAAAAGUUAGCAGCUUCAAAUCACCAACAAGAAAGACUAAUUUUAAAGCUAGGAGAACUGUGUCUAGGAGGAAAACUGUGCCAAGUUAUCAGUUUCAUGAUGAACAUCCAAAGGUAAGCAUGAAAGAUGGCUCAAGCAAUGCUAACAAGGAUAUUAAGCAAAAACCAAAGCAAGAAGUAAGCAAGACAGAAAUGAGUCAAAUGACAAUAAGCACACUCAAAACUUCUAAUGAGUGACUUCUUGACUCUUGUAAUUAAAUCUACCAAAUAAAGUCAACUAAAUAUGUGUGUCUACUAGUAUUGAGUGGGAAGCAGAGCAAAAAUUACAUUUAGCACCCUCAGAGCUUCUAGUAAUGAGUGACUUCAAAGUUCCUACAUUAAUAUGUCAAAUAAAUUUAACUUGUGUCUCUAAUAUUAAGAUGUAAUUAUAAUGGUUGGAUUUUCUUGUAGAUUGUAAUUCCAUUAUUCUAUUUGUAUAACUUCUAUUCAGUACAGUACAUAAUAUUAAGUGCAUGGAAUGAGAUGGUUGUUCUAAUCA